Dermatophagoides farinae (American house dust mite) is the source of this 1928-nucleotide messenger RNA. It is a transcript of the gene Caper, whose product is annotated as RNA-binding protein 39-like protein Caper. Gene Ontology annotation, cellular component: nucleus. The record is from RefSeq and is a predicted model, not a curated record. NCBI's taxonomy places the organism in Eukaryota, Metazoa, Arthropoda, Arachnida, Sarcoptiformes, Pyroglyphidae. Gene Ontology annotation, biological process: mRNA processing. Gene Ontology annotation, molecular function: RNA binding.
UUUGUAUGUGUUUUUACACGUUUUGUAUCAGCCGAAUUUCAUUUCAUCAUUAUUCGUGGAACAAAUAAUCUAAAUCAAAUUUUUUUUUUUUGUUAUAAACCAAAUUUUCAAAAUUAUGGCUGAAGAUUUUGAUGUUGAAGCUUUACUUGAAGCAGCUGUCGACGGUGAAAGGGAUUUUUCGUACAAUAAUAAUAAUCAUCAUCAUGGAUCAAAAGGUGAUGGCCACAAUAGCCGUGAUGCGGAUCGUUCAUCGAAAAAUAAUGGAUAUAGUAAAGAUGUGGAUGAAAAACGGAGUAAACAUGAACGAACCAAAAGCCGAAGUGAACAUCAUCGGUCACAUGAACGUCGACGUCGAAGUAAUAGUCGCGAAAGGAGUCGCCGAAGUCGUAGCAAAGAUAGGAAACGAUCGCGAAGAUCUAAUAGCCGCUCAUCCAGUAAACAUCAUUCCCGAUCAUCGAGACAUCGAUCAAGUCGAAGCAGAAGUCGUGAUCGAAAACGAUCGCCUGAUCGUUAUUCAUCAAGAGAUCGACACCACCGUCGAUCGCCUAGUCCGCCCAAAGAAUUGCCGUUAGAGGAAAGAGAUCAACGUACCGUAUUCUGUAUGCAAUUGGCCGCCCGUGUACGACAUAAUGACAUUGAAGAAUUUUUCAGCAAUGCCGGUAAAGUCCGUGAAGUUCGAUUGAUCAUGGACAAUCGAACACGUCGUCAUAAAGGCAUAGCUUAUGUUGAAUUUGUUGAUAUUGAUUCAGUUGGAAGGGCUAUUGCUUUGACAGGAACUCGUCUUUGUGGCGUACCAAUCGUUGUACAACAUUCACAAGCCGAAAAGAAUCGUUUGGCCAGUAUGAACGCAUCACAAGCAAAACAACAUCAACGUAUCCAGCAGCCGAUAACCGGGCCAAUGAGCUUGUAUGUUGGAUCUUUACAUUUUAAUAUUACCGAAGAAAUGCUUCGCGGUAUAUUUGAACCAUUUGGUAAAGUGGAAAAAAUUGAAUUGUCACGUGAUACCGAAACUAAUCGCUCAAAAGGGUAUGGUUUUGUUCAUUUUAAAGACGCUGAUGAUGCUAAAAAAGCUAUCGAACAAUUGAAUGGUUUUGAAUUGGCCGGACGGCCUAUGAAAGUUAAUUAUGUUACAGAAAGAUCUACAUCAGAUAAUCAUCAUUCACAUCAUCAUCAUCAUCAUGGAGCUUUAGAUUGUGAUGAAUUAGAUAGAACGGGUAUCGAUUUAGGUGCCACAGGACGAUUACAAUUGAUGGCUAAACUUGCCGAAGGAACAGGGAUUGAAUUUCCAAAAGCAGCAAUGACAGCUUUACAGAUGAGUGGACAAUCGGUUACAAAUGGUUCAGUCAAUUCCAAUAGUGGUCAACAGAAUAACAAUGUUCCCAUUGCUACACAAUGUUUUUUAUUAUCUAAUAUGUUUGAUCCACGUACAGAAACGAAUCCAAAUUGGCCCGAAGAAAUAAAAAAUGAUGUAAUUGAAGAAUGUCGUAAACAUGGUGGUAUCAUACAUAUUUAUGUAGAUCCAACAUCAAAUGAUGGUCAUGUUUAUGUUAAAUGUGCAUCAAUUUCAUCGGCAACCGCUUCUGUUAAUUCAUUACAUGGACGAUGGUUUGCAGGUCGAUUGAUUACAGCUGCAUUCGUUCCCGUGAUUCAUUAUCAUAAUCUAUUUCCAGAAUCAGCCAAUACAACUACUCAUCUAUAAGAACAAAAAAAAAAGAUUAACGCUUGUUUUUCAUCGAAAUAUACAGUACAAAUGAAAACACUAAUUAUAAUAAUAAUAAUAACCUCAAAAAUAUUUUUAUCAUAAUCAUCAUCAUCAUCAUCAUUAAUGAUUGUUUGUUUCUUUAUUUUAUACAAAUUUUGGCUAUGAAACAUGAAAAAAAACACUAAUUUUUCUCUGUUUAAUAAUCCUUGAGGAUUAUUAUUAUUAA